Wickerhamiella sorbophila is the source of this 981-nucleotide messenger RNA. RefSeq lists its product as hypothetical. Gene Ontology annotation, biological process: magnesium ion export from mitochondrion. Gene Ontology annotation, molecular function: magnesium ion transmembrane transporter activity. The coding region runs from base 1 to 981 and encodes 326 amino acids. The transcript has a single exon. The record is from RefSeq and is a predicted model, not a curated record. Lineage: Eukaryota; Fungi; Ascomycota; Dipodascomycetes; Dipodascales; Trichomonascaceae.
AUGCCCGAGACCGCUAUCUGCGUCGAAAGUACUCGGACAGAACACAAAAAUCGCGGGCAGACCAACAUACAGCAGAAUGAGGCCAGUAUGAUGAGUGUACUCUUCGCAGGUGGUAUUGGUGGAGCCAUGGGCGACACCGUCAUGUACCCACUGGAUACCAUCAAAACCCGACAACAAGGUGCACCCGGCGUGCUCAAGUACCGGACUAUGGCUAGCACAACAGCGUCAAUUUUGCGCGAAGAAGGCCUUAUACGUGGCGUUUACCGGGGCUACUCCGCUGCUUUGUUAGGCUCGUUCCCUUCUACCAUGAUGUUUUUUGGCGUAUACGAGACAACCAAAAGAUAUUUCAAGCCCCAUGGCGGAGUAGACGAGACCGUGGUGCACUUGGGGGCUGGAUUCCUGGGUGACCUGGUUUCAAGCGUCGUCUAUGUCCCUUCGGAAGUCCUGAAGACUAGACUACAGCUCCAAGGACCUUACAACAAUCCAUAUUUCAAAUCCGGCUACAACUACCGUGGAUUGUCUCAUGCAUGCAGAACAAUCGCCCGAACUGAAGGCCUCUCUACGUUUUUUUAUGGCUACAAGGCUACCCUCAUACGAGACUUGCCGUUCAGUGCGUUACAAUUCGCAUUCUAUGAAAAAUUUAGAGCUUCUGCACAAACAUACUCUGGCUCUUCUGAUAUCAGCCUUGGGUUGGAAUUGGCAACCGGCGGUGCUGCGGGCGGCUUGGCCGGUGUUAUAACCACCCCCUUGGAUGUUAUCAAAACCCGCAUCCAAACCCAAACUGACGGGAAAAUUCACGGUACAGUUCAGGGUCUACGUUUCAUAGCUCAAAAAGAAGGAGUGCUGCGUGUUUUCAGCGGCGUCGGGCCCCGUUUGGUUUGGACCUCAAUCCAAAGCAGUGUCAUGCUCGUUUGCUACCAGGCAGUGCUGAAAGCUCUUGAUCCAAACGAACCCGCCAAGUCUGCUUUAACGUCGUCUUAG